Molecule: messenger RNA, 1023 nt
Organism: Glossina fuscipes
Lineage: Eukaryota; Metazoa; Arthropoda; Insecta; Diptera; Glossinidae
Product: zinc carboxypeptidase-like
Exons: 5
Coding region: 1-1023 (340 amino acids)
Biological process (GO): proteolysis
Molecular function (GO): zinc ion binding; metallocarboxypeptidase activity
Source: RefSeq, a predicted model, not a curated record
AUGCCGAACAUCAAGAAAGUGUUACGACGGAUCAAAGACUGCAUGCCGUGCAUCAAUCCAUCCCCGAUGGAAGAAAACUUAUUCAUGAUACGUAAUAUUGCUCAGAAAGAUAUUGACUGGACGUUUUAUCCUACACUGGUUGAAAUUUACACUUGGUUGGAUUCAAUUAUAGAACAAAACCCCAAAGUAGUUAGUAGCUUUCACAUCGGUCGUUCGUAUGAAGGUCGUUUAAUAAGGGGCAUUAAAAUUUCCUUUAAACGCGGCAAAAAAGCAAUUUUCAUUGAAUCGAAUAUCCACGCGAGGGAAUGGAUAACGUCAGCCACUGCCACUUAUAUAAUUAAAGAAUUAUUGCUUUCCAAUAAGCCUGAUGUACGCAAAAUGGCCGAAAGUCUUGACUGGUACAUUGUACCGGUAUUAAAUGUAGACGGGUUUGAUUAUUCACACGAGAAGGACCGAACGUGGCGGAAGUCGAGGAGACCUGUGAAUGACAAAAGUGUCGGCAUCGAUUUAAAUCGUAACUUCAGUUAUCGAUGGGGAUGGAGAAAGGCUGGUCCCUCUUCAGUACUAUACCCUGGUCCUCAUCCUGAAUCUGAGCCAGAAACUAGGCAAUUGGUAGACUUCAUCAAUAAGGGAAUACCAAAUGGUAGUAUUGUGAUGUAUGUGGCUCUGCAUGCAGCCGCCCAAUGUAUACUUUGCCCGUGGACCCAUACAAGAACACCUCCAAAAAACUACAAGGAAAUGAUGUCUGUUGCGAAAGCUUUCACUGAAGCUUUGGCUGUUCGUUACGGCACUCAAUAUAAAUGCGGUAGCAGUGCUACAAUAUUGCAGAAAUUCUCCGGCGGAAGUAAAGAUUGGGCUUACGCUGUAAAAGGAAUACCAUUAACUUUCACCAUAGAAUUACCUGGUAGAGGCACAAAAUCCCGUUUUGCGUUACCAAAUAAAAGAAUUUUGCCUAUCGGCAGAGAAGUAUUGGACGGCUUUGUUGGAAUGAUUGGAGCCGUGAAGAAACUUGGCUACAUUUAA